This is a messenger RNA of Galendromus occidentalis (western predatory mite), 1039 nucleotides long. RefSeq names its product steroid receptor RNA activator 1. Gene Ontology annotation, biological process: regulation of transcription by RNA polymerase II. The transcript has 6 exons. Gene Ontology annotation, cellular component: nucleus. NCBI's taxonomy places the organism in Eukaryota, Metazoa, Arthropoda, Arachnida, Mesostigmata, Phytoseiidae. The record is from RefSeq and is a predicted model, not a curated record. Bases 137 to 760 code for a protein of 207 amino acids.
AAUAUCAUCAAACUGCCGGAGAACUUGUCCGGCAGGGUGUCGAACUGUACAGGACCAGAAUUCAGAAAAGUCGCAGAGGCAACACGACGCGUCGUUGUCAGAUCCAUUUGGAGGCAAUUCUGGGCUCUACGCUCCAAUGUCGAUCAUGCGGGAAGGAAAUCACGAGAGGGCAUGGAACGAUCCUCCUCAAUCCGCGUACGCAGCCAGCGAACCCCGUGCGAGAACUCGAUUGAACAAGAGAGUGGCUUACACGCCGGGGAUUCCGACUUCGCCUGCUUCGUCCAAUCCCAUCUCAAUCCCAAGUUCACCACCUGUCUCGACGGGCGAUAUCCAUGUAUUCACACCCCCGGAUUUCCAUCCCGCCAGUUGCUCGCCUCCCUGCGGGAGUCCUCCUAGUUCAUCGGGGAAGGUUGACACGAGCGAUCUUCCCGAUCUGAACUCGACAGAAAUGUUCGAAAAAGUGAAUUCAGAUCUCUCUCAUAUGUUGAGCCGAGUCCAGGAGAAAGUCAGCGAACGGAAGUUUGAGGAUAUAAGGAAACGUUUGGACAUCAUGAGAUCUCAAUGGAAUGAGGGCAAACUCUCUGAACCCACGAAAAAACUACUGUACCUCCUAGUCACCAGACUGCGUGCCUGCGACUACGAAGACGCGAAUCGCAUACAAGUGGCCCUGAUUGUCAAUUAUUCUUGUGAGGUAUCGCAAUGGGUUGUCGGCGUGAAACAUGUUAUUCUCGAGUGCCAAUCGCAACAUGUGAAACCUUGAGCCCACGAUCUGGAAAUGCUGACGUCGAUCCGGGUAGACGGUCGGAUAGCUUCACCGAACUUUGGUCAUAACUGUACAAAGCUUUAUACACUUCGUGAUAUCUCCGUGGAGGCUCGUUACUCCCUUGCAACGAACACAAGCGCAACUUCGAUUCCGAGCGGUUUCUAUUUGCAACGCGCGACCACCGCUCCGGGCGUGAGACGCUGCAAAUCUUCUCACCUACUCUCGACUCUGACGAUGUUUUCGAGUUUGAAAUUUAUUGUCCCGAAUAAACUUAUA